AUGUGUGGGCAUUUAUGGUAUUUAUCUCCAGAAGCUGCAGCAUUCUCAUUUUUUGACGAGGAUGUCUCCGUGGAAACAAAGAAAAAAAUGAUAACUGCUUUAAAUACGGACUCCAAAGACGAAUUCAGAAAACAAUAUAUUCUCAAACCAAACCAAGUUGAUUCAAUUUUAAACAAAGGUCUUGAAGAUUUUAUAUGUUCAGAAUCUAUGACACUAUUUAAUCGCUUCAAAAUAAAUACUGAAUUCCUAAAAAUUGAUCCGUCAUCUUGGCAAAAUAAUGAAAACUACAAAAAAGCUGCAGCUAUAAUUAAAAAUAUACCUGUUGUCAAUGAUGUUGCUGAGCGAGGGGUUAAACUAAUAGAAGAGUAUAAUGACAAAAUAACAAAAGACGAAAGCCAAAAACAAUAUUUACUGCAAGUUGUGUACCACUAUCGUAAAACAUAUCCAGACUCAAGAAAAGGAACACUAAUGAAGAAAUAA
Messenger RNA from Macrosiphum euphorbiae (potato aphid), 480 nucleotides. NCBI's taxonomy places the organism in Eukaryota, Metazoa, Arthropoda, Insecta, Hemiptera, Aphididae. The record is from the annotation of a GenBank genome assembly.